Molecule: messenger RNA, 5349 nt
Organism: Tachyglossus aculeatus (Australian echidna)
Lineage: Eukaryota; Metazoa; Chordata; Mammalia; Monotremata; Tachyglossidae
Gene: DNAJC6
Product: DnaJ heat shock protein family (Hsp40) member C6
Exons: 20
Coding region: 589-3327 (912 amino acids)
Biological process (GO): clathrin-dependent endocytosis; synaptic vesicle uncoating
Cellular component (GO): cytoplasm; postsynaptic density; vesicle
Molecular function (GO): clathrin binding
Source: RefSeq, a predicted model, not a curated record
ACCCGGUGCACAUUUCGAAGCGAUGCCAACGCCGUGGGCUUGAGUUGGGCGGCCGCCCGGGAGCGCACGUGGGAGACGCUCGCCCCGCCUCCGAGCUGCAGAUUUUGAAGUCCCCAGUGAGAAUGAGGCCUUAACCCCUACAGGACGCCGCAGCCGCGGCCCCCAAAACGGGCAAGGGCGACGACGGCUUCCAGGAUCCAUGCGGCCUGCUCCGGAUCCAGCUCCAGGCCGCAUUUUGCCAUCCGGGGGCCCGGUCCUCUCCAUCCUCAUCUUCGACCUGCCCAGGGCCCUGGCCUGAGAGCGGUCAUCGCCCCGCCGCGGGCCCCAGGAACGGACCAUCAUCCCAGACCGGUGCCUCCGCCUGCCCGGGAAACCCAGAUUCCCAAGCCGGCAUCUCUCCCUUCGCCCGCCAGCUGACCUGCGGCAAGAGGAGGAAGGGGAGGAUGACAGAAUCUGAAAAUCGAGCUGCCGCACGUCGACCGUGACUGGCCGGACGGACGGACGGACAGCGAGGAGGAGGAGCGGGAGGAGGAGGAGGAGGAGCGGGAGGAGCAGGAGGAGGAGCCCCGGUUGGCCCCGGCCAGCACCAUGGACAGCUCAGGUGCGUCGUCUCCGGACAUGGAGUCCAACUAUGGAGGAGGCCUGCUGGACAUGGUCAAAGGAGGUGCCGGGCGGCUCUUUAGUAACUUGAAGGACAACCUCAAAGACACCAUCAAAGACACGUCUUCUAAAGUUAUGCAGUCUGUUGCCAGCUACGCCAAGGGAGAGCUGGACAUUUCCUACAUUACCUCGAGAAUCAUCGUGAUGUCCUUCCCCGCCGAAGGAGUGGAACUCGGAUUCCGGAAUCAGAUCGAGGACGUCCGGACCUUCCUGGACUCCCGACACCCGGACCACUAUACGGUCUUCAACCUGUCGCCCAAGUCGUAUCGCAGCACCAAGUUUCACAAUCGGGUGUCGGAGUGCAGUUGGCCAAUGAGACAAGCCCCCAGCCUCCACAAUCUGUACGCGGUGUGCAAGAACAUGCGGAACUGGCUCCAGCAGAACCCCAAAAACGUCUGCGUCAUCCACUGCCUGGACGGCUGUGCGGCGGCGGCAGUCCUGGUCAGCGCCAUGUUUUGCUUCUGCCAUCUCUUCUCCAGUCCCGCCCCCGCCAUCCAGCUGCUCAACGCCAAGCGGCCCGGAAUCGGACUGUGGCCUUCCCACAGGAGGUACCUCGGCUACAUUUGCGACCUGAUAGGCGACAAGCCCGUCCACCCGCACUGCAGGCCCCUCAAGGUCAAGUCCGUCACGCUGAGCCCCGUCCCCUGCUUCAACAAGCAGAGGAAUGGCUGCCGGCCGUUCUGCGACAUCCUCAUCGGGGAAACCAAGAUCUUCACCACCUCCCAGGACUAUGAGAGGAUGAAGGAAUUUCGGGUCCAGGAGGGGAAGGUGGUCCUCCCGUUGGGGGUCACGGCCCACGGGGACGUCGUGGUGUCCGUCUACCACAUGAGGUCCACCAUCGGGGGACGGCUCCAGGCGAAGAUGACAAACACCCAGAUAUUCCAGAUUCAGUUUCACAGCGGAUUCAUACCGCUCGGCACCACGGUGUUGAAAUUCACCAAGCCCGAACUGGACGCGUGUGAUUCUCCAGAAAAGUACCCCCAGCUGUUCCACGUGGUGCUGGAGGUUGAAAUCGAACCAGGUGAACGGCAGACGGACUUGACUCCCCCGUGGGAGAACUUCUCCACCAAAGACAUUAACCCCAGCAUCCUUUUCUCCUCCCACCAGGAGCAGCAAGACACUCUUGCGUCGGGAGGUAGAGCGUCAGCCGACGUCUCUCAGGAUAGUCUCAAGACUGCCGGGCAGGGAGCCUUCUUCUCCUCUCUCAGCUGGCAAGACCAGAGAGCCGACAAGGCGGGCGGCCACUCGGGCUCGGAGGAGCGGGCGGCCCUCGUGCACCAGGAGAGCGAGCAGUCCGACGACGAGCUCCUGUCACUGUCCAGCCAGCACAGCAACGCCAGCGCCGACCGGCCCCACGGGACCCCCAAGCAGGGCAAGAGGCCGCAGGAGCCCCCUGCCCCACCCCAGCCAGAGGAGGUCGACCUCCUGGGACUCGCCGGGAGCCCCGUGAGCAAGGGCUUCCCCGCCCCGGCCCCCACCGGCCCCCCGACCAACUCGGCCCUGCUCCACGACCUGUUCGGGGGUGGCGCGGCCCGGGCCGGGGGCCCUGGCGGGCAGCCACCCGCGGACGACGUGUUCCACGCCAGCGGCUCCGGCUCGGCCCAAUCCACCCCACGUCGCUCCGCGGCCUCUUCAACCCCGUCCCCCCGGGCGGGAGAAGCCGCACCCUUCGACCCGUUUGGGGGUCCCAAGCCCGCCGGGCCAGACUUGCUGGGUUCCUUCCUGGGGCCUUCCAACGCCACCAGUGACCCUUUCCUUCAGGCAAUCCGAAGUCCUUCCCCGACGGUCCACAGCGACCCCUUCAACCUGGCUUCCAGCACUCCCACCGUCUCCAUCCAGCCCGACGUUUCCGCAGGUUGGGAAUGGCCCGGCAAACCAGGUGGAUUUGGGAUGGGGAGCAGGUCAGCUGCCACAAGCCCCACCGGCUCCAUACACAGCACCCCGACCCACCAGCCCAAACCACAGGCGCUGGACCCCUUCGCCGACCUGGGAGCUCUCGGGGCCAACCUAGCAGGGAGCUCGUCGUUCGCCAGCAAGCCCACCACGCCCACGGGGCUGGGCGGGGGGUUCCCCCCGGCCAGCUCCCCCCAGAAGCCCUCGCCCCAGCCGAUGGGCGGCGGGUGGCAACCGGGGACCGGCUACUCCUGGCCUCACUCCUCGCCCCAGAACCGGCCCAACUACAACGUCAGCUUCUCCGCCGCGCCCGGCGGCCCCAGUGACCGGGGGAAAGGAGCGGCCAAUUUGGAGGGAAAGUCGAAAGCAGCCGACUUUGAAGACCUGCUGUCGGGCCAGGGCUUCAACGCUCACAAAGACAGAAAGGGGCCCAGGACCAUCGCCGAGAUGAGGAAGGAGGAAAUGGCCAAGGAGAUGGACCCCGAGAAGUUGAAGAUCCUGGAGUGGAUCGAAGGGAAAGAGCGGAACAUCAGAGCCCUGCUGUCCACCAUGCACACGGUGCUGUGGUCCGGGGAGACCAGAUGGAAACCCGUGGGGAUGGCCGACCUGGUCACCCCGGAGCAGGUGAAGAAGGUCUACAGGAAGGCCGUCCUGGUGGUACACCCAGACAAGGCUACCGGUCAGCCUUAUGAACAGUAUGCAAAGAUGAUUUUCAUGGAGCUAAAUGACGCCUGGUCAGAAUUUGAAAAUCAAGGCCAAAAGCCCUUAUACUAACCCACCCAACUUUCCAUCUCUGCUGCAGACCUGUGCUAACGCGUGUUUCUCUUGUCACACUUCUGAGAUUUUCACAAACGAAACCAAAAUUCCAGUACGUUUCCAGCUCUCAACAGGAAAACCAACCACCCCUGAGUGAAAUUCCUCACGGACGGAGACCGAGGACGGCGGGUGUCUCCCGCUCGCCACCGAGACUUUUCCAAAGUGUUACGGGGAACUUUGGCCCUGUGACUUUGUUGCCCAGCCACAUUCUGGGAUCCCACUUUGGAAAAUCCCUUCUGUCCGUCUUCUGGCCGGUGUCCGUCACCCGGAGGGAAGGAAGGUUCAGUCUCCACGAAGAUGUCCCACCUCUUUCAGCCCUGGCGAGGUGGGCAAAGGUUUUCCGCUUUUGCAUAGGAAUGAAGAGAAGUGAGGGAAGGAAAUGAAACCCAGGACACGGGUGGUUUUUAGGGUAAAUGGUGUUUUUUUUUUAGGUUCUCCUGACAAGCUGCCCUUCCCACCCAAUGUUCCGACAAGCCAGAGGGACGGGAACCGCGAAGCGAUUCCGUCGGAUGCUCACUGCCGCCGUCGUCAGAGCGCCGGUUAUUUUCUCGGGCGAGGCAAGGCAGCCUUUCAGGGUGGGAAAUCGGUGGACGACCGCGUGUUUGUCUCUUUAGGUAACCUGGAAAUGCCAAAAAUCAGUGAGCACCCCAGCCUGAGCAGCGAGAGGCCACGAGCCAGGGCUGGGGCUGACCGCCUCGUUCCCAACAACAGGCCUCGUCUCAGCCUCAAAGUGGAGGACGAACCGGAGCCCGCUCCGUGACCUUUCCCGGCCUCAAGCGGGACGGUAGCUCGAGGACCACCCCCCGGGUUUGGAAUCGGCUGGAAAGGGAACCGGGAUUCAAAUUCACCGGUGUGGGGGGAAUUGAGCGGGGAGACUAAGCGACUCAGUCCGAGGUCACGAGCGGGAAAGAGUCGGGAGCGCGAAGCCUCCCGUGUGAAUACGCCAGCACAGACAGCAUCACCGCCCUUCUCCCCCGACCAAGAACUUUUGGUUUCAGCGCGGCGCUUUAGCUAUUUCCUCAUCCCAUGGAGUUGUUCGCGGUCCGAUUUGCCAGCGCAGUAGGUCCGACGACCCCCCGUCUGUCCGUGACUUCAACAAGGUGGUUCGUGCAGAAAUAGCCGGGACACUUUCCUCGCCCCCAAAGGAAAGGCCCCUCCCUGGUAUUGUGAAAAUCUUCCUAAAGUUGGCGUCUUUUAAAGACAAUCAUUUUGGUUUCUGUUCUGUUUCCAUUUUUCUAGUGGCAAAGCAGCAUGUGAGAAAUGCGUUGUGUUCUGUAGAGAUCUCUUUUUUUUUUCAAAAUCAGUUGAUGUACGGCUCCCUUAUUUAUUACCAUUUACUGACAAUGUGAAAUAGGCAGAAAAAUGUGGGUUUUUCUUUUCUUUUUCUAUCCAGGCAUAAAACGUUCGAGGUAUCUAUAACAAACUGGAUGGUAUUUAUUAACAUAUUAUGAAAUAACGUUUUGAUGCGGUAUGUGCUCGUCUUAUUUAUGAGUGGGAUGUGGGUCAUGUUCCCGUGCUUUGUUUUUCCCAUUCCCGUUUGUAGAUAUUGUGUGAACCCCACCUAUAUAAUAAAAGACCCUCCCGUGGGUGUAACGUACAUUUGGAAACGCUACCACUCUUUUAGCCAUGUAUCACGAUUGGGAUCGUUCAUUCAUGUUCGCAACCGAAAACCCCCGUGAAACCUUAAUAUCAGCCAAGACAAAGAAUCCUACCUAACUGAAAGUUUUGGGUUUUCCCCCAAGUCGGUUUCUGGGAUGCGUUAGGACUAUACCGGAUCCCGGUUUAUCUCAAAACCGAUUUUCCCAGACCCGCGAUUUUUGGCAUUCCUUUUACGUAUCUGGUAGUGACACGGCUUGUUGUGGAUCAGGGUAAUUGUUUCGCUAAAAUUCCUGUAAUAUAUAUAUUUUUUGUAAAUAUACUCUAGAGAAAAUGUGAUUGGUCUAAAGCGUUUGUAAUAUAUAUUAAAAGACUCAAAUGAUA